Molecule: messenger RNA, 1958 nt
Organism: Cladophialophora immunda
Lineage: Eukaryota; Fungi; Ascomycota; Eurotiomycetes; Chaetothyriales; Herpotrichiellaceae
Product: thioredoxin
Exons: 1
Coding region: 477-902 (141 amino acids)
Molecular function (GO): protein-disulfide reductase activity
Source: RefSeq, a predicted model, not a curated record
CGGGCAUUGCCUGCGGGAUCUCGCUGCCCCUACUCGGUACUCCUACUAGGUCCCUAGUGGUCCCCGUACUCACUCCUGUCGCCUCCUGGUGCCUCCUGGUGCCGCCGAAAUUCAAAUACUGAGAGCUACAGCAACCUGUCCCAUCUGGAUUUCUAAUCGCGUCAUCUUUUCACUCAGUCUCCGUCUUUCCACCACCCACCAUCCGCUACCCCCUCUUAUCUCAUUCACCGUUCAUCAUUCACCGUCCAACCAACCGUCCACCCCUCCUAGUCUCGAUUCCCUCAGCCUCACAGCCUUCGCUGCGCAGUUCUUCCUCUUAUAUAACCUUCACGCUGGCCGCCUCAAUCCGUCCUUCCUCCAUCAAAAUUCAGCGCCUGUCACUCACACCCGCAGCCCUACUUCGAACCAGAAUAACCCCCUCGAUCCGUUCCUUCUCAACCACCCUCUCGACUCAGUUUUCGCAGUCGUCCUCCAAAAUGGUCGUCCACAACCUUGCAGAGUACGUAGCCUACCAUCAAGCCAAGCUGCGUGAGGAGCAGGCUCGCAAUGCUCCCAAGCCUGCCAAAAAGUACGGUGUUAACCCCAUCCACAGCAAGUCCUCCUACAACACCUCGAUUGUUCAAGCCCCUGCCGACCGGCUCGUCGUCCUCGACUGCUUUGCCACCUGGUGCGGUCCUUGCAAGGUCAUUGCCCCCGAGGUCGCAAAAUUCUCCGAAUCGGAUGACUUCAAGGACAAGGUCGAUUUCUACAAGGUCGACGUCGACGAGGUUCCCGACGUUGCCCAGGAACUGGGCGUCCGCGCCAUGCCCACCUUCAUGAUCUUCAAGAACGGCGAGAAGGUCGCCGAGGUCGUCGGUGCCAACAAACGCGCCCUUGAGCAGGCGAUAAGAAGCAAUCUGUAAACUGUUGUGUUUACGACCUCCCCUGACUCGGACCUUCCCUCAUCUCAACGAGUGCCGACCGCGUCUCGAUUGGUCGGUCAGAUCUCCGGUUGCACGAGAGUGAAAAUGGAAAGCAACAGAGAGAAGAUGUUCUGAGAGAAAACGAAAAAUCACGGUACUCCAACGGAAGUGCCUUUUGGAGCGGAAUGGCUGUGUGUGCUAUUUCGCACUAAACAGAGCCCAUACAGAAAUGAAUGUCUGCCACUGCAUUUCCACAAGUGCCAUUUCCUAACGUUGUCUUAUGCUCCGGUUGAGCUGAAUUGCAUCGCGCUUGAUAUGACCGAGGCGCCUUUUGUCCCGGUUCUGAAAGGAGUGUGAUUCUGCCUCAAACUUGCAAAGGUUGAAUAUACACAGGCCUGGGGAGUGCCCACCAACCUCGAGCGCCUCCUUAUAAAUGAAUGCCGAUCCCUCACCUUUUCAGAUUCCUCCUCCGCCAAAUUGCGUUGAGCCUCGCCUCGCCUCGCCACGUCACAUUUCUCUGACAUAUGUCCACGUGUGCGAAGAAUCCACACCUCCUCGUCUUGAUGCAGGUGUCAAAGCCGUCCCGUUCCCAUUCCCAUGACUUUUGUGCGAGGUUGCAGUACCAAAGUGUUUAGCAUCAAGACCCCCCUGACCCGCUGGAGAGGAAUGCACAAAAAGGGAGGGGUGUUUUGAGCCGCACCUGACACUCCAUAGGUGAGGCGCAAGACUGGAAAAUGCUCGUUGCAACCACCACAAGUAUUUUUUGGGGGGUCUUUUCGCGUUUUAGUCAGAAAGACUAAUCCAUAAUAUGGAGACACGCAGCAAACCACUCUCGAGGGAGCGAGGGAGUGUAAGGGGGGGGGGCCAUCCCCAGAUGGCGAAAGACUUCGGAUUCUUCCCGUCUUCCAACUCGCCCGCUUGCCCCUGAUUUCGUGGCGGAGGCUGCUUCAACGCCGACGACAAGGCAGGUGUCUUUUCUCGUGAUGGGGAAAAAAGGGCCUAGAGGGGAAACGGGCCUCGAUGGGCGACGACAUACAGCAGGUCGUGAUCUCUGAC